GCUUUGCGCAUGCUCAAUAAUAUCUAGUGGUUACUCUACCCGGAAAAUAAAGAGUUCGAGGCAGAAAAUUACUUCUCUCUUUGAUCUGAAUUAUUCCGUAUUAACGGAAGUCUGCCAUAAUGCGACGUUUCGGUUCUGUGCAGCAAAAGAUAUCUUGUGUGUUUUUGACUGAGGUGAAAGAGGAACAAUCCAGAAAACGCGAAUGUCAACAGUUUCAGGUUGUAGCCACUGAAAAUGUGAACCCUAUAGCACUGGAAUCGAAUAUUGACUGUGCACUUGCCACAGAAAAGCUGGAUGGCACCUGCUGCUAUGUUUCAAUUUAUAAAGGGCAAUCAUACCUCUGGGCUCGACUAGAUCGGAAGCCCACCAAGCAGGCAGACAAGAGGUUCAAGAAGCAUCAGUAUUCCCACAAAAGUUACAAAGGUUUCACGUGGAAUGUGAAAGAAGACUUUAAGACGGUUCCAGAGUCUUGGGUCCCGGCACACAGAGUUCAGCACCACAAUGGACAGCCUGUACCAGAUGACCACGGACACAUCCCAGGUUGGGUUCCAGUGGAGAAAGACAACAAGCAGUACUGUUGGCACUCGUCUGUUGUGGACUAUGAUGCUGGUGUAGCGCUGGUUCUGAGGCCCAGUGCUGAGAAUGAAGACCUGCUAGAGAUCACCAUGGUACCACUGGCUGAUCUCCUGGAGCAAACCCUGGAGCUUAUUGGAACCAACGUCAAUGGGAACCCAUAUGGGUUGGGAAGUAAAAAGCAGCCUGUCCACGUCCUGGUUGCCCAUGGGAGUGUACACAUCAGGAACCCUCCCCCGGUGGACUACCAGCAGUUGUGUUCCUGGUUCCAGUACAGCCAGGAGGGCCGUGUUGAGGGCAUCGUCUGGCACUGUAAUGACGGGACACUGGUCAAGCUCCAUCGUCAUCACCUGGGGCUGAGAUGGCCGGAUGGCGACACCAUCCUGAACGCUCGGCCUGUGGUCGUCCACGUCGACGGGACCAUACGAGAGUAUGACAUCACCAGCAAGGACUUGUUUACAUCUCUAUCCCAGUUAAACGGACAUCGCUUCAGCAGACUGCAGGACAUCCAGUUUGACCCUUAACCUUUAUUUAACCAGGAAGUCCUAUUUAGGUCAGAAGACCUUUAUCCCUAAAUCCACCAGGAGCUGGGUCGAUCAGGCUCACAAUGUCUCAUAGUGAUUAUGUGAAGGUCUAUGUCCUUAGUGUUGGAAAUGUGUGAUAGCAGUGCAGCAAUGGCAGCUUUCUGUGUUAUCACUUUCAUUCAUCCCUCUAUCCCAUUCAUUUUUCCCAUAGGGAUUUUACCCUAUGACAGACGAUGUCAGUAUACAACAAGUUAUUGCUCACGUAUACCCUGUAAUCAUAUAGCAUUAGAAAGCUUAGAUUCACAGCUAUCCAUCAGAUACAUUCUCGCAAUGUUCAGGUCAACUGAACUUUGACCUCUAUGGUACAUAUUAGAUAUAUAUAUAUAUUAGAUGGACCUGUAUAAAUUGCUUUAAAAAGGAAAUCCGUAUACAUUUAAAACUUUGUUUAACAAGUCAUGAAAUGACAUUUCAAAUUAUAUAUAAUAUUACCUACUUUGAAUGCGCUAGCUACAACUAUUGUAAAAAUAAAAUCACCCAUAUUGUGCCAUUGACAUUAGAACGUUUUAAGCUUAACCAAUGAAUUACAUGUAAUGGGGCAGCUACGCUUUUGGAUUGUAACUUCGGUGAUAGGAACACCACAUUUCACACGCUCAGCUAGAACAGGGUUUAAAAAAUAUUUGUAGAUACAGGGACACUACAGCAUUAACCCCACUGAAGCCUUUUUCCAAUAUGGCCGCCAAGCAACUCAAUUGGGUGUUAUCGGAUACAUUUUGCAUUACCAUACCUGUAUGGAAUAUAAUUGUAUUAGAAUACAUCUUGAUUUAGACUAACUAUGUGUAAUGGUUUGCUGCUCUCAUCAUCCAGAUAUUAGGUUAAAACGUAUUGGCAUUUUACAUUGUAACGUAUGCAGUCCUCUGUUAAUGAAAACAGUUAAUAUUUUCAUCAGCUCACAUCCAUGUCUAUUCACAUGUACAUAUCCAUGUUUGAAGAUUAAAUAUAGCAAUUACUGAUCAUAACAGCUUCUUGGGCAUAUUCUAACCACAAUUAUGUCAAGUCAUUUAACAUUGUUAUAUGUUAUAGCACACCUGGCUAAUUUGGUUGUGUAUUCUACAUCACUAAGAACAUUUCAAGAUAUUAUUGGGAAUAAUAUAAUUUUUUCAUACAGGUAUGGUAAUGCAACAUUUAUCCAAUAAGACCCUUUUUAGUUGUUUGGCGGCCAUGUUGGAAUCCUGUGAUGGUCCUGAACACUCUAAGAAUGUCUCUGAUGGAACGCAGAGAAAGCUACCAUUGCUGUACUACUAUCACACAUUUUCUAACUCGAGGGACAGACCUUAAAAAGAAAUCACUGAGAUGUCGUCACCACGAGAGCCUGACGGCCCAGAAUUAGGGGCCUUGCUCAAGGACUGUAAGCUUCCAUACUGUAUUACCAUUAGUAUGGUUGAACCAGACUAAAUAGUGGGGUCACCAGUGAAACAAUGGUGAGUGCAGUGUUCAAUCUGGUUUAACCUGGCUAUAUGUCUUCCAACAUGAAUGAACCUGCCCAAUAAAAAGCCUGUAAAUAUAUUGAA
Oncorhynchus nerka (sockeye salmon) is the source of this 2665-nucleotide messenger RNA. It is a transcript of the gene rlig1, whose product is annotated as RNA 5'-phosphate and 3'-OH ligase 1. Lineage: Eukaryota; Metazoa; Chordata; Actinopteri; Salmoniformes; Salmonidae. The transcript is spliced from 6 exons. Gene Ontology annotation, biological process: response to reactive oxygen species. The record is from RefSeq and is a predicted model, not a curated record. Bases 120 to 1097 code for a protein of 325 amino acids. Gene Ontology annotation, molecular function: RNA ligase (ATP) activity.